UGCCCAUUGUUUCCCAUACAAAACUGAUGGUAUUUCCUCCUCCUUUCAACACCCUCCACCUCUUCCUCCCCAUUCUACCCCACCUCUGUCCCUCUCUUUCAUCCCCCUUAGGUUCCAUCUCCUCCUCCUCCUCCUCCUCCUCCCCAUGGUGAAGCCCCACACUCCUUGAGAAUUGAGAUUGUGAUGCAGUAGUAUGUUGCCUUUGAGAUCUUCUCAUGUAAAUAUUUAGCAGACUGUGUUUCACACAAUGGGACGCAUCUCCUUCGUCUCCUCUUUCCUCUUGCUUCCCACUCUUCCAAUGGAAUGAGUCCCACUCCCCUGUGCCAGUAUAAAAAUCCAAUCUUUGCCUCUGUUUUCUUUUGGCAUCAAGGACUCCAAAGGCCUCACCUUUUUGGGUGUUUUUGGAUUGGUUUUGUGUUCCUGCCUCGAGUCCUUCCUUGAUGAGGGUGCAGGGGGAGUUGGCGGACCAGAGGACGCCGGAGUUAUCGGCUGUGGCGAGGGAAUUGACCUCGGAAAAGAGGCGACCCUCGUCGAAGAAGAACAAAAGGAAGCAGAAGAAGGUCGGGUCGACACCGUCGGCGGUGCAGAGGCUGUUCGAGACAUGCAAGGAGGUGUUCGCUGACGGAGGGGCUGGGAUUGUGCCCUCGCCGGAGGAUGUCGAUCGCCUUCGGUCCGUUUUGGAUUAUAUAGAUGCAUCUGAUGUUGGUCUUACUCAAAAUAUGCCAUAUUUUCGACAUGGUGCAUCCACGAGAACUCUGCCAAUUACAUACUUACACAUUUACAAGUGUGACAAGUUAUCGAUUGGCAUCUUCUGUUUGCCUCCAUCAGCUGUCAUUCCACUCCAUAAUCACCCAGGGAUGACAGUAUUCAGCAAGCUUCUUUUUGGUUCCAUGCACAUCAAAUCAUAUGACUGGGUUAAUGUGCCUCAGAACUCUAAUGAGAUUGUGAAAUCCUUACACUCAGUUCAACCCCCAGGAUUGCAUUUGGCAAAGGUGAAGACUGAUUCCGUCUUUACUGCACCUUGUAAGACAUCUGUGCUUUAUCCAGAAGAUGGAGGUAACAUGCACUGUUUUACCGCAAGAUCAUCCUGUGCAGUGCUGGAUGUCCUGGGGCCGCCUUAUUCAAACCCCGACGAUGGAAGGGACUGCACAUACUACAAUGAAUUUCAUUAUAAAAGUUUUUCUGGAGAUGGGAACUUGGCACCUGAAGAGGAUGGAGUGUAUGCUUGGCUUGAAGCGAAGAAGAAACCUGAUGACUUCUUUGUAGUUGGGGCAAAAUAUAGGGGCCCAAAAAUUAUAGAGCAAUCAUAAAGUUAGGAUGAUGCUACAUUCUUGAUGCAAAAGAUGAAGAUGCUGGAAUGUGUAAGUACAGAAUCCUAACAUAUAGGGAAAGACUUGGGAGGUGUGUCUGAGCUUCAACAGACCUUUUGAUUCUUAGUUAAGUGCCAAGGAAAGAAGGAAUGAAUGUAUCCAUUGCUUAAAUGUGUUUAUGAUACCUGGUAGAGAACAUUCCAUCCAUGUUAUUUUGUUUCAGUAAAUUUGAGUAUAAGAAAUAUAGAGGAAAAGCUCUUUUGAACAGUGAAG
This is a messenger RNA of Musa acuminata subsp. malaccensis (wild Malaysian banana), 1583 nucleotides long. Its product is annotated as plant cysteine oxidase 2-like. NCBI's taxonomy places the organism in Eukaryota, Viridiplantae, Streptophyta, Magnoliopsida, Zingiberales, Musaceae. The record is from RefSeq and is a predicted model, not a curated record. Gene Ontology annotation, molecular function: oxidoreductase activity, acting on single donors with incorporation of molecular oxygen, incorporation of two atoms of oxygen.